UGAGUGUGACGUGACCGUCUCUUGGUUUAGUCCAGCGGGUUUGUGAACAGAACAACAUUCAGACUUCUCCAGAGUUUGGUGUCUAUUUACUGAUAUUCUCCAGGAGGAGUAACCCCAGGAGGAGAUGGCGGCCGUCCUGCUGCAGGUUCUGGAGCGGACGGAGUUAAAUAAACUCCCGAAAGGCGCUCAGACGAAGCUGGAGAAGUUUGUAACGGAGCUGCAGGAUGCUAACGAGGCGCUCCGGACGCAGCAUGAGCGGCUCAGAGCAGACAGCGAACAGCAGUACUUUGACAUUGACAAGAGACUGACGGAGACUCAGGAACAGACCCUGGCAGCCACCAAAGACGUGCAGACACUCAAGGAGGAAAAUAAUAAACUCAAUGAAGAGCUGAGCACUCUGAAGGGAAUAGAGGGAGAGACUCCUGAAGAUAAACCACCACAACAGCAAACAAAGGCCAAGUAUGAGAUCGAGGCAGAGAAGAGAGAGCUGGCGAGGCUGCUGGAGAAGAGAACGCAGGAGGCGGAAAACCUCACUGAGGAUGUGAAGCAUCUGAAUGAGAAACUGACAGAAACCAGCAAAGUGAAGAUGGAGCUGCAGCUAAAACUGGAUAGUAUACAGUCAUCUGAGGCUUCUGUACAGCACCGAGAGAAGCGUAUGGAGCAGGAGAAAGAGUUGCACGAGAAGAGAAUCGAGUGGUUGACGGCGGAACUGAAGACCAAAACUGAAGAACUGUUGAAAACCAACAGGGAGAAAGGAAAAGAGAUACUGGAACUGCAGGGCGGUCUGAAGAACAGCAAAGAGCAGGUGACCAGAUUGGAAAGACAGCUGACCUCUCUGAAGCAGACCAGUGAAAACCAGGGUAAAAGAGCCGAGGACCUCAACAACAAGCUGAAACAGUCUAAAGACGAGCGAAGUGCCAUGGACGAGAAAUACCGCAAUGAGCUCAACGCUAACAUCAAGUUGUCUUCACUCUACAAGGGGGCAGCAACAGACAUGGAGACGAAGAAUCAAGAACUGAGCAGAGCGGUGGAAGAGCUCAGCAAGCUGAUUAAAGACUCUGGGGAAGCCAAUAAGGUUUUAGAAAAGAAGGUGUCGGAGGGAGAAGCGCUAAAGACGCGGCUUGAGGCGGAGCUGAGAGAGAAAGUCAAGAAAAUGGAGAAAGAGCUGGAAAACGCCACGAUGAAGGCUGCAGGCAAACACUGCUGUGUGCCCUCUCUGACUGAGGAGCAGUUGGACGUCGUGUGUCCAUCAGCAGCUGCCAUCGCUGCCAUUGUGAAGCCCGGCAUGAAGUUUUUUGAUCUGUACAAUGCGUAUGCAGAGUGUCAGACGCAUCUUCAGCUGGAGAAGCAGGAGACCAGGAGAGUGAGCAGAGUUCUGGACGAGAUCGUCCAGGAGGUCGAGUCCAAGGCUCCUGUCCUCAAGCGUCAGAGAGAGGAGUACGAGAGCAUGCAGAGAUCCAUGGCCUCCCUGUGCAACAAGCUGGAACAGGCUCGAACGGAGAUCUACAGUUUGCAGAAAGAGAAGGAGGAGGCCAAGCAGCGCUGUGAUAGCAUAGAGAGAGACAAACUGAGGACAGACAGACAGCUAGAGGACACAUCUACACAGGUGUGUGCUCUUCUGGUGGAGCUGGAGGAAGCCAGAGGGAAUCGGGUGACCAAGGACGACGGCAGCUCUGCCAACAUUUCCAGCACCUCUGAGGUCGUCAGUGCGCGCCAGCUGUCCUUCCGCAGCGUGGAGGAGAUGCAGCGGCAGAACCAAAGCAUGAUGGGAAGGCUGAGCGAGCUGGAGGAGGAAAAGGACAGACGGCAGAGCCAAGUAACGUCAGCGCGCGUGUCCGAGCUGGAGGCCAGCGUGGAUAAGCUUCAGAAGGAGGUGGAGCAGCUGAGAGAGCAGAGGAACCAGCAGAAACAGCUGGCUGACUCCAACGCCAGGCAGAGAGACAUGUACAAGGCCCUGCUGACACAGAGCACCGGCUUCAGCCUGCCUCCUCAAGGUCCGGAUUCUUCAUCCCACCCUGCACAUGUUCGUCCCUCCGUCCCAGCCACUCGCUCUACUCCUCAGAGAGCUGCUGCUGCCGAGUCAGCACAGACUACUCAGGCUAAAGCUGCUUUAAAACAGCUGAAUGAUGCCUUCACUCUGUAUAAGAAGGAGAAGGCCGAGAACGACAGGAUGGUGAAUGAAACAAACGAGCGGCUACAGAGGCAGCUGACAGAUCUCCGCUCCAGCCACGCCAAGCUGUCCUCUCAACUAGAGUUCAGCAACAAGAGGUACGAGAUGCUCCAGGACACCGUAUCCGCCUACCGCAGAGAGGUCUCGGCCCUACAGGAGAGGAACCAAAAGAUGGCUGCAACGGCCCAACGACACGAGCACAUCAUCCACACAAUGAGCCAGGACCUGCGACAGGCUAACGAAAAGCUGGCACUGGAAGAGGUGCGCGUAGAGAACUUGACUAAAGAAAAAGACAUGUUGAGACAAGGAGAGAGUCGACUCAGUCGAGAGAAGGAAUCCGUGCUGGCUGAACAACGGAACCAGAACCUGCUGCUCUCCAACCUCAAGACUAUCCAGUUGACUAUGGAGCGUACAGAGACAGAGACUCGCCAGCGGCUGAACAACAAGAUAGAGCAUCUGGAGGCAGAUCUGGUUUCAAUGAAGACCAGGCUGGACCAGGAAGUAGCACAGAGACACGCCCUUGGGCGCACAAUGGACGCUCAGUUGUUGGAAGCUAAGAAACAGCUGGAGACCCAGAACACCUUGCAGCAGAAGACCAGGGAGUUGUUGCGUAGCUCUGAACAGCAGGUGGCAGCGCUGAAAGCCCAGCUGGCUUCUGCUUCGUCCUCUGAGGCCGUUACUAGCUCCAGCAACACCAACACCACCACCACCGGCAGCACCCCAGCUUCCAGAGCUGCAGCCCUCAGAGCACCACUCAGAGUACGCUCUCCAGUGCCAGCAGCCUCCCAGCAGCUCAGCCAAUCAGAGCAGGAGCUUGCGGAGGUGAAAGGUCUCCUGCGUACCGCCGAGGAACAAAACAGCGAGCUAGCGGAGCAGCUAAAGAACGCCAACGCUACCGUAGAGCAGUACCGGGCUGUGGUACUGUCUCUGGAAGACAGUCUAAAGAAAGAAAAAGAGUCUCGCACCCCUCUGGAGCUCCGGCUGAAGGAGUCCGACGAGAUGCAGAAGCAGCUGGAGAAGAGGAUCUUAGAGGUGGAGAAGAUGAGGCAGCAGGAGAGAGAGGAGGGGAGAAAGGCGGUGGAUGUGGUGGAAAAACAAGUGUGUGAGGUGCAGCGCAGUCUGAAGUCCAGCCAGGCAGAGCAGCAGGAGGCGCUGGAGAGAGCUGCCUCUGCUGUUACACUGGAGCAGAAGGCCAUACAGGACAGCCUGCUGCAGACUAAGCUAGCCGGAGAGGCGCAGGCCAAGUAUGAACGGGAGCUCAUGCUUCACGCUGCUGAUGUGGAGGCUCUGCAGGAGCUGAAGAAAAGAUUGCAGCAAGAUGCGGCACGGAAGAGGGAGCUGGAGGAGCAGCUGAGCAAGAGCUCGUCCCUCGUGCAGGAGAGAACUGCAGCCUUGAACACAGCGGAGAGGCAGCUGAAGGAGGAUCUGUCCAAUAAGAGUCGUCGCUGUGCGGAGCUGGGGAAGCAGAACGCUCUCCUGCACCAACAGAUGGAUGAAAUGGCCACCAAGAGUCGUCAGCUGCAAUCACAGCAGCAGCAGCAGCAGCAGCUCGACCUGUCAUUCAGUGAGGAGGGGAAGACCACUGAACAGAUCCUGGAAAUACUCCGGUUUGUGCGGCGUGAGAAAGAGAUCGCUUUGGCUCAGUGCGAUGCGUCUGACGGAGAAGCCCUUCGCUACAAACAGCGAGUGGAACACCAGGACAGAGAGCUGAAGGAGCUGCAGGAAGCGUUGAACUCUGAGAGGGAGAGGAUGCAGGCUACAGCGAAGACUCUGGCCCAGCAGGAGGAACAGCUGAAGAAGAUGGAGACCAUCAGCGCCCUCCAAGAAACCACCAGGAUGCUGAGAAUGGACCGAGAUAAACUGGAACAAGAGCUGCAGCAAGCUCAGGCUAAAGUUACAAAGCUCCAGUCAGACAUCAGCCCACUACAUCACUCUUUGUCUCUACUGUCAGAGAAAAAUGGCUCCCUGCAGGCUGAUAAGAGGAUACUAGAGGAGGACCUGAAACGCUGGAAGGCCAAAACACAGCAACUGGUUAGCCAACAGAAAGACGGCGAUGUUGAGGAGAGACAGAAACUCAGCGCUGAGAGAGAAGCUCAGCAGAGACGCAUCGCACAGCUGGUUGAAGAGACAGCCAAGCUGAAGACUGAACUGGCAAGAUCCAGCGCCAGCAGUAACUCGGCUCAGUCUCAGCUGCAAGCCUUCAGAGACUCUGUGGCCCGUCUGACGUCGGAGAGAGACACUGCGAAGAAAGAGCUGGAAACGAAAAACAGCGACAUUGUGGAGAAGAACAAGACCAUCACCCAGGUCAAGAAGAUCGGACGUCGCUACAAGACCCAGUACGAGGAGCUCAAAGCCCAGCAUGACAAGCUGGUUGAGGAAACGGCUGCUAAAGCAGGAAGCGAGGCGGCCCCGAGCCAGGAGGAGCAGCAGGAGCUACGCAAGUCUGUAGAGGAGCUGAAAGACGCGGCGCAGAAAAAACAGGAGGAGGCCCAGAAGACCCAGCAGGAGCUGGAGGAAGUUAAGAAGGAAAACCAGCAGACCAAGGAAAAGUUCCAGGAGCUCCAAAACCAGCUGACACAGAAACAGAACCAGCUGACACAGGUCCAGUCCCAGGUGUCCCAGACCCAGACUCAACUGCAGCAGAAUCAGAACCAGCUGACUCAGAGUCAGAAAGAGCUUCAGCAAGCCAAGACCCACAGCCAGCAGGCACAGAACCAGUUAAAAUCAGCUCAGUCUUUAGCUCAGUCCCGUCAGAACCAGAUGCAGCAGAUCCAGAGGGAGCUCCAGCAGGCUAAAGAGUCCCUUCAGCAGAACCUCACUAAUCAGAAAGAGCUCCAGCAGACCCAGCAAAGCAGUCAGCAGAGCCACAACCAGGAAGUCGGCAACCUCAAGACUGCUCUCAGCCAAGCAGAAAGCAAGGCGACUGAGCUUCAGGGCCAACAGGACAACCUGCAGAAGGUGGUUGGUGAGCGUGAAGCCGACAUCAAGCGUCUGCAGGAGCAGCUAACCGAAGCUAACCAGGCUAAUGAAGCCAUCAGAGCCACGCAGGCCAACCAGAACCAGAGUUCCCAGUCCAUCCAGGCCAGCGACACUAACGUUGGUAGUGACGCUAACCAGGCACAACAAGAGGAGCUGGCAAAACUCAGACAAGAGCUGUCUGAGAGCAAGAACACGGAGGAGCAGCUCCGACAGCAGAUAGCUGAAAAAGAGGAGAAGACUAAGAAGGUCUUCAUGGGAGCCAAGACCAAAAUCAACCAACUAAACAGUGCAAAGGAGCAACUCAGUAAGGAGAUAGAGGAGGUGAAACAGAGCAAGGAGGAACUGGAGGUGAGAAUGAGCGCCCUCAAGUCCCAGUACGAAGGACGAUUUCUUCGACUGGACAGAGAGCUGAGAGAACUGAGAGAGACCCAAGCACAGACCGACACCAGAGAGGAACCACAGGACCAGAGCGGAGCUAAGGUGGGUGAUCAGACCAGAUCUGCAGACCAGAGACAGAUCUCUUUGAAGAGUCCUGCCCAGGACAGGGGAAGCUCCAACCUGUCUGACCCUCCCACUGCCAACAUCCGCCCCACCACAAGUACUCCGUCUCCUAGCAACAAGCCAAGCCCCUCCCCUGGGAGCAAGUCAACGCCCCGCGCCAGCAUCCGACCAAUGGUUACCCCGGCAACCGUCCCCAUCCCAACACCUACUGCCACCGUCAUGCCGACCACACAGACUGACAGCCAAGAGGUGCUGAUGAGUUCAGCAGCUGUACACUCGACCAGCUCCAGUCUGGUGAACACACCCACAUCAAUAACUCAGCCAACCAGCACCCAGACCACAGCUUUUGUCCAGCCCACCCAGCAGCAUCAGGACACAGGCCCCAGUAUGGAAGCGGAGCGACCGUCCACGUCCUCCUCUCUGAGUGGAACAGCAGGUUCAAAGCGAAGCAGAGAGGAUGAAGACGAGGAAGAGGAGAGCAGACCAGAGAGUUCACAGACACCUCCGAACUCUAAAAAACUACGACUAAAACCAACGUUGGCGCUGCAGAUGGAAGGGGAUGAGGAGAUUGAAGAAGAGCUGAGGGAUGAAGGAGAACAACAGGAUUCACCAGAUGACAGUCAGGAGCUUCCAGACGACUGUUUCCCCGUUUUAGCUGAAGAGGACGAGGACAUCGAGGAGGAAGGCGUGUCCCAGUUUGUCCCCUCUGAUAUGAUGUCCUCUCAGGGCUCCGCUAUUAUCCGGGACGUCAUCGUGAUCGACACGGACAGCGAGAGCCACGAGAGCAAAGAGGGGGAGGAGAAGCAGGAGGACGAAGGUGAAGAGGACGACGACGACGAGGAGGAAGAGGAGGAGGAAGAAGAAGAAGAAGAAGAAGAGGAAGAAGAAGAGUAUAAGGAGGAUCGGGAAGGUGAUGAAGACGAGGAUGAUGAUGAUGCUGGUGGCAGCGGGAUGAGGGGAGGAGAGGAGAGUAACGAGGAGAGCAGGGAGGCAGAAGAGGAGGGAGGGGAGGACGAGCCAUCGGGAGCCACCAACGCCGAGGAGAGUGUGUGUGGAGCGUCUUCAGACUCCCAGCGUCCCUCUGAGCCGUCACACAGCAAUGAAGGCAGCAGCAGCGCCGCGUCAGAGUCCGACCCCCCCAGAGACCUUUUCCACUUCCCCCCAACCUCCUCCUCCUCUUGUGUACCCUCCCCCUCCUCCUCCUCCUCCACCCUAACACCCCGCCUGCCCCACCCACGGAGGCCGCCACACCCUCUCCCACCUCGGCUCUACAUCCAACCUCCGGCUCCGGAGCUGGGACCCCCACACACACAGAGACAGUCCUCUCAGCUGCGCAGACCAUCAGUAGGACGCGGACCUCAGCUGACCCCUGGAAUAGGCAGCAUGCAACAUUUCUUUGAUGAUGACGACAGAAUGGUUCCCAGUACUCCCACUCUGGUGGUCCCACACCGCACUGACGGCUUUGCUGAGGCUAUACAUUCUCCUCAGGUAGCAGGUCUGUCCACCAGGUUCAGGUUUGGACCUCCAGAAGACCUGAUGCCUCAGACAUCAGCCUCACACUCUGACCUGGGACAGCUGGCGUCUCAAGGAGGUCUGGGGAUGUAUGAGUCUCCUCUGUUCCUGGCUGCUCACGAUGAAGACGGAGGAGGACGGAGUGUUCCCACCACGCCUUUACAAGUGGCUGCACCAGUGACGGUCUUCACAGAGUCUCUGCCUUCAGACAGUAGUGACCACAUGGCAUCCCAGUCGGUUCCCAUGGUAACCACCUCCACCGGGAUGGCUAGCGCUGCAGAUGAUGGAGAUGAAGUCUUCAUGGAGCACGAAGGAGAGGGUUCUGGUAUUGAAUCGUCUUUGGAGAGCCAAACAGACAUGGAACCAACAGGACAGCAGAGUGAUGAUGCUUCACUGCCGUCUACCAGCCAAGACCCCGACACCAGCAGUGCCGCCCAGCGGCGCACAUUGCCCAGUCUGAUGAGCAGCCUGCUGGGCAGAGGGACCAGAGGAGGGAGGGUCGAGACCAGGACGUUACUCAGCCGCAGAGGCACUUUCUCUCGAGGAGGAAGGGGAGGGGCCAUGGGCAGAGGGGGCUUCGCCUAAUGAUGAUGUCACCAUCUCAUCCAAUAAGGAAACGAAAAGACGACACUUAUUCCCUGGAUUAUUUUUUUGUUGACUUUUUUGAGACAUUCAGUAUUCUCAAUAAUCACACUAUUAUAUAAGAGAUAUGGGAUGUACUGUAGAUGCUUUGUAUGCGUGUGUGUGGUCACAUUGUUUGUGAAACCCAGUGAUGAGUUUUUAGUUGUGUGUUUCACAGAGCGUUGUUAUUUUGUUAGCAUCUUCAUUUAAUACACUUGUUUUAAUAAUAAAGUUGAAUAAUGGAUAGAA
Messenger RNA from Sebastes umbrosus (honeycomb rockfish), 8032 nucleotides. Its product is annotated as nucleoprotein TPR-like. The record is from RefSeq and is a predicted model, not a curated record. Bases 125 to 7747 code for a protein of 2540 amino acids. NCBI's taxonomy places the organism in Eukaryota, Metazoa, Chordata, Actinopteri, Perciformes, Sebastidae. Gene Ontology annotation, biological process: protein import into nucleus; mRNA export from nucleus. Gene Ontology annotation, cellular component: nuclear pore. The transcript has 55 exons. Gene Ontology annotation, molecular function: structural constituent of nuclear pore.